Molecule: messenger RNA, 1465 nt
Organism: Salvelinus fontinalis (brook trout)
Lineage: Eukaryota; Metazoa; Chordata; Actinopteri; Salmoniformes; Salmonidae
Product: GTPase IMAP family member 9-like
Exons: 3
Coding region: 2-1465 (487 amino acids)
Molecular function (GO): GTP binding
Source: RefSeq, a predicted model, not a curated record
GAUGGGGCAAUCGAAACCAUUGCAGGUGGUGUUACUUGGUAAAACAGGAGCAGGGAAGAGUGCAACAGGAAACACCAUCCUGGGACGAGACGGGUUUCUCUCAAAGAAGAGUUCUGCAUCUAUUACCAAUAACAUUGUGAUACAAAAUGUCAUCAUCAAGGGUAGGCAUCUUGUUGUGUAUGACACUCCAGGAUUCUGUGAUCCCGAUCGACCCAAGGAGGAAAUUGAGCAGACUUUUGAGGAAGUCGUCAAGUUAACCUCAUCUGGCCCCCGUGUGUUUCUCCUGGUGGUCAAGAUCGACAGAUUCACAGCAGAGGAGAUGAGUGUUGUCAGUAAAGUAGAAGAUCUUCUAGGAGAAAGUCUUUUGAAGCAAACAUGGAUCCUGUUCACCAGAGGAGAUGAGUUGGAGAGGCAGACAAUAGAAGAAUUCAUAGCUGAAUCAAAACACCUCAAAGAAGUGAUGAUAAAGUAUGGGAGAAGGUACCAUGUGUUCAACAACAAGAAUAAGGAUCCCAAGCAGCUCAAAUCACUGCUGAGAAAGACAUUUCCUUGUCUCUAUCCGAAGACACCAAAGAACCUCCCCUCCCCUCCUCUGAAUUACAAUAUUACAGAAAAAAGGAUGGUUCUGCUCGGCAAAAGUGGUGUUGGGAAGAGUGCAACAGGAAACACAAUCCUUGGUGGGAGAGAUUUCCUUUCUGAACAAAGUAUGUCUUCUGUAACACGUAAAACUCAAAUGAAGCAGACAGCAGUAUAUGGGAGGGAUAUCAGUGUGGUUGACACUCCAGGACUGUUUGACACAACGCUUACUGCUGAAGAAUUAACAUAUGAGAUUGGUAGAAGCAUCGUUGAGUCUAGUCCAGGGCCUCAUGCCUUCCUCUUAGUUCUGCCAGUGAAUGUCAGGUUCACAGAGCAGGAGGAGGAAGUCAUUAAACUCUUGGAGGAACUGUUUGGGUCAGGAAUGGCAAAGUAUGCCUUCAUUGUCUUCACUCAUGGAGAUAAGCUAAAGGGUAACAUAGAGAACGAGAUCAAAAAUAACAAAGCCCUCAGUAGAGUGGUAGAGCAGUGUGGAGGGAGGUACCAUGUCCUCAACAAUAAAGCUAGAAGAAACAGAGAUCAGGUCACAGAGCUGAUGGAGAAGAUAGACAGAAUGGUGGAGGAGAAUGGAGGAACCUGCUACACCAAUGAGAUGUUUAAGGAGGCAGCCAGGGUUAAGAAAGAGGAGGAGGAGAGGAUCCAGAGGGAGAAGGAGAGGAUACAUAGAGAGAUAGAGGAGAGGAUCCAGAGGGAGGAGGAGAUGAUCCAGAAGGAGAAAAAGCAACAUGUUCAGAAAGACACAGAGCAAAGGUAUAAAGAAGAAUCAGACAGGCCUCUCAGAGAUGGAACAGAGAUAAAUGAAGAUACAAUUAGAAGAGAAGAAGAGGAAAACCAGAGCUGUAACAUCACCAGCAGCAUAGCCUCUGAGUAA